Molecule: messenger RNA, 4400 nt
Organism: Eremomyces bilateralis CBS 781.70
Lineage: Eukaryota; Fungi; Ascomycota; Dothideomycetes; Eremomycetales; Eremomycetaceae
Exons: 1
Coding region: 335-4090 (1251 amino acids)
Molecular function (GO): DNA binding
Source: RefSeq, a predicted model, not a curated record
CCAAACGGAUCGUGACCUUCUCCUCCCUCAGCAUCGCGGAACUCCCGCCAACCACCGACAUCCCGCCCAUCUCAGUUCCGGUGAAUUUCCAAAGGUUGGCUAUUGUUCUCUCUCUGAAUAGUCCCCUCAUCAUCCUCCAUCGCCAUUAUACCCCCUAUACGACCGUCACGCGGUUAGCGACAGCUUUCUUCAACGCGUCUGCCUGUUCGGCAACCUCGCGACUCUAGCCAGAAAACAAUCCCCCACGUUCGCUGGUUCGAGUAUCCCAUUCUAUACUUGACCUGGCGCGCUCGCAUCCUCAUGCGUACUUGAAUGCGAGUGCGAAAAGAUCGUCAUGAAUCCAUGGCCGGACGCGGGAGUGAAUGGCACGACUGAUGCCAAUGGUGUAUAUCCAUUUGGCACUGCCAACCCCCAGAUGAUCGAUGGCUCCAUGUUCAAUCCGAAUGGCAUCGAUUUGGGCCAGAUCCAGACGCCGCAGCAACAGCUUCCGCCGCAGGGGAUGCAGAAUGGAACGGUGCGCAACGAUUCUCCUGCGUUUAAUACUCCUCAGGCGCCAUACAACGUCAACCAAGUCGUCCCAUCGAAGCGAUCGCGACCCGGCGAUGAGAACAUCGCGCAAUCCCCUCGCCAGCAUCCUCAUAACGUGAGCCUUUCGCGAUCGCAAACCCCUCAACAACAAACAGCGCAUCCUCCGUUCCCCAACAAUCAGUUCUCCGGGCAGAAUCUCCACGCACCUACCCCAUUUCAACACCUCCACCAAGGCGGAUCCAACAACGCGACUCCUUCUCCAACCAUGCAGAACCAGCAGUUCCGUCCGCCGGGGAAUCAGCAACGCAUGCAGACCAUGUCCCCCAAUCCAUUCCCUGGACCGCCACAACAACCGGGUAUGGGAAUGUCGCCUACUCCGGAUCCAAAUGCUGCGAGGAUGGGGACACCCCAAAACCCCCAGUUCCAGCAAAUAGGAGGAGGAAUGACUCCCAAUCAGAUGCCGCAAAACUUCGGCCAGAACUUUGGCAUGGCUGGUCCGGGUUUGCCCAACUUCAACGCUGCGGGCAUGCCGACUCUUACUCCCGGCCUCCAACAACAACAACGAGAAGCUCAGCGGAUCUACCAAAUGAAAUUUGCUCAACACCAACAUCAAUUGAACGCGCAACAAUCCCAACAGCGCGCGGCGGCCAUGAUGAACGCGGGAAUGAUGAACCCGCAGGCGAUGCAGAACAUGCAAAACAUGCAGAACAUGCAGAUGAAUCAGGCUCGACCGCCGACCCAGAUGGGCAUGAACAAUGCCCAGCAGCAGCAGCAAGCAAUUGCGGCCACGAAUGCACGACAGUACGAGCAGUUCGUCCGCCAAGUUCACAGCUUCAACCAGGGCCAAGGUCGACCGUUUGACGUAAACCCCAACGUGGCGGGCAGACCUGUCAAUGUAUAUCAGUUGUGGAUGUGGGUCAUGAAGAACGCCCGAGGCAGUCGAAACGUCAGCAAAAUGAAUAUGUGGCCGCAGUGCGCGCUUGGAUUAGGAUUCAACCCGGCACAGGCUCCUCAGGUGGGCGCUGAACUGAAGGCCAUCUAUGAGAGGAACUUGGGCCCAUAUGAGCAGAUGUAUCUGCAGAGGACUAAUGCUGCGCAGCAGCAGCAGCAGCAGCAGCAACAACAACAGCAACAGCAACAGCAACAGCAACAGCAACAGCAACAGCAACAGCAACAGCAACAACAACAACAACAACAACAACAACAACAACAACAACAACAACAACAAAGAGCCAUGUUGGAGCAGCAGCAACAGCAGCAAGGAAUAUCAGGUUCCCCUCCGAUGGGCAGUCUGAGAGGUCAGAUGGGAAUGAGUCCGACCAAACAGCCCGGCGUGUCUAUCCCCGGACAAGAAGGGUCGCCCGCACAACUGCAAACUCCUGUGAGGAGCCAAGUUCCUACUCAGCCGCAAGGACCACCUCCAGGACAAGUGACCCCACAAACAGGCGGUGCUGCGAAUGCAAAUGGAUACAUGCCGCCAGCGCAACCUGCUUUCAUGGACGGAGCGAUGUCGGGAAGCGCAACCCCGGUGCCGAUGCAGAGAUCACAGGAGCCGAAAUCCGGGGUGAAACGGACCCCGUCAUUAAAAGAGGGCUCACUGCCAGUGCAGCUCCCUAAUGGCAACGAUGUUGUCGAUCGUCCCACAAGCGUAGACACGCAACCCAUCAAAUUCGGUCCUGAAGACAGCAAAACGUUUAUUCCGAGUGUCCGGAAGGAAGUCGGCGGGUAUGGUGGCAUCUACGUUGAGGCAUUCAGCAGACACGGCGAAGAGAUUGCAAAAGAGAAGCCGAAAGUACCUCGAUGGGAAGAGAUCGGCGCAGUGAAUAUCCAUGCUCUCUGUCUUGCUCUGCAAUGUGGCAUGAUCAGGGAAGAACGCUGGGCCCUUGACACGCUCCUCAGGCUUAGCUGCGAGAGCAAGGUGACCAUUAAGCUUGAUGAAGCCUAUGGUCUCGUGGACAGCCUCCUUGAUUGUGCCGAGUCGCAAAUCGACGAGCUGGAUGAGGCAGCCCAGGAGGUGAGCGAUGAAGUGGAGCUCCCUUGCUAUGAAGAGAUGAUGCGAGUUGCUCGUUUCGAAGCGGAAAGCAUCCAAGAUGUCCCUCUCGCUGGAUCAAAAGAGUGGGACCUAGAUGGAAACGCGGCACGUUUACUUUCGAUCAUCACCGUCCUCCGCAACUUAUCCUUCUUCGAAACGAACGCCCCGCAGCUCGCAGAUGAAGAAGUCCUCAAGUUCUGUUCCCAACUCAUUCGUCUAAUCGGCACCCGCGAGAAGUUUCUGAGAAGCCCUCUCUACACCCAAGACGUGAUGAAAGACCUGGUCAUCUUCCUUUCCAACAUCGCCGACAAAGUCGAGCUACCGAGCAAGGAAGAUGCUCACAACAUCCUCAAUUUCAUUCUUGCAUUCGCUCCCCAGCAAAGCCCGACCUCGACCUUCCCGUUCCAUUUCGAAAUCUAUAAACCCAUGGUCCAUCGCUACCUCCCACCUGCGGUGGAUACCCUAGCGAAGUUCCUCGCACGCGAUGAACCCAAUAGAGGCUACUUCAAAGAGCUCUUCUCCGCCGAAGGCUACGGGCCUCAUAACGAGCUACUCGCUGGAUCCCAACAGAGUCCCAUCACACGCAAGCCUCCGCAACUCACCGUUGGCCAAGAGCUCCUCACCCGCGUCUUCGGCAUGGCGAUCAGCGUUAUCCCCGUGCGCGAUAGGCCCAUGAGCCAGCCAAGCGAGCGAACCCUCUGCGAAAUGCGGAAGCCCCUCAUCGCGCAGGGCAUGCUCUCCGCCGACAUCCUCUCCAGCAUAGCCCUGGAACUCGCUCUCGUAGCAGCCAACGCCUCACCCAACCACAACGACGACGCGACCACCUCCAACCCCCUCCAUCGCGUCACCGGCCGAGCCACGCCCUCCCAAUCUUCCCCGCCCCUCCCCCGCCUCUGGCACACCUCUGCGGACGGGUGGGCCGGACACCUCAUCCGAUUCGUGUGUGUGCGCUCGUCGCAGCUCGCGGACGACCGGCGCAAGCUCAAGGUCAUCGAGAUGCAGCUGGCACCGCAACUGCAGGGCGGGGGGCGCCACCAGCGGAAUACGCAGGCGCUGCAGCAGUUCAACAUCGAUAAGAUGGAGUGCGAGGACUGGGCGAACACGAUCCGGAGGGCGAUGGGGGUGUUGUUGAAGGUGGCAAGGGGAGCGAGGGUCGGGGAGGAAGAUGAGUAUAGUGGGGUGGCGAGGGCGGUGAGUAAGGGAAAGGGAAAAGCAGUAAGUCAGGAGACGAAUGGGGAAGUGAUUAUGGAGGAGGACCGGAUAAAUGGGAAAGUUCAGAAUGGGUUGAACAGCGAUGGUGAUGUUUCACAGGCGGACAGACCUGAUGUCGCCAGCGAGGAUGCCGAUGAUGAUGUGCACAACGCGUCGGAGACUCCGUUCCAGCGCGUCGCGAGGAAGUACGGUGGUGCGUACGUGCAUAGCGACAUCUGGCCGCGGAAAGAAUGGUUGCUGGGCGCGCAGGGCAUGGAGUUUCUGGAUCCAAAAGCGCUGAAGAUGCUGGAAGAAUACGCGGAUUUGGAAUAUACAUAAAGCUAGCCCGGUGGUGGCUGCUUCGGAUGCUGGUGGCGACGAGUUUGUGUUCCGAUAGCAGAGCCGUUACCUACCCUCGUGUGCGAGUUUGUUGUCGUUGAUUUGUGGUUGAUAUGGAUCCAGCGAAGUGGAUUGAUUCGACAUUCGAACACUUUUAUGAGAACAAGGGGGCUUGCAAGAGGCGCCUGAUGAUGGAUCGGAGAAUUCGUGUUUACAUUUUCAUCUUUUGCGGGGAGUUGGUGUUCGUUGGCAAAACCAUGUGUACGCUUGCGAUUCUGUACAGUGCAAAUAAACCCUAUUCGACAAGUUU